Aspergillus sclerotioniger CBS 115572 is the source of this 1461-nucleotide messenger RNA. RefSeq lists its product as uncharacterized. NCBI's taxonomy places the organism in Eukaryota, Fungi, Ascomycota, Eurotiomycetes, Eurotiales, Aspergillaceae. Gene Ontology annotation, molecular function: acyltransferase activity, transferring groups other than amino-acyl groups. Bases 1 to 1461 code for a protein of 486 amino acids. The transcript has a single exon. The record is from RefSeq and is a predicted model, not a curated record.
AUGGCCGAACCGCUGAACUUCAAACCCUACACACUCUCCCCACUCGACCAUAUACUGAUGCCAAUGCAUGCAUACUGGUUUCUGUCCUAUCACUUACAGGACCCUCGUGACGGGGCUGCCAUACUCAACCAAGGCCUAUCAUCCUUGGUUUCUCAAUGGCCAAACCUGGCAGGAAAUAUCACCAAAUCCACCACCAACGCAGACAAAUCCAACAUCUUAGAAGUGCACCCUCCGAGCCAGGCCUAUCUCGGCGAGGAGCUUCCCAUGCUCAUCACUCGCUACCAUCCAGACAAACCCAUUUCCCUCAUCUCAUCGUCCCCGGAGACGGUCUUCACCGAAGACUUCAUCCCAGGUGACCCCAAAAUCCCGACUUCGUACCCGACGUUUGCCCUCCGAUUUCAAGCAAACAUCAUGAAAGACGGGAUCAUCCUGACCGUAUGCUUUCACCACCAAUUCGUCGAUGGCUAUGGAAUUGUGGUGAUUCUACAAUCCCUCUCGCACUACUGUCAAUUUCCAACACCAGCAACAGAAGCCCCUCUGAUGUGUCCCCCGAGUGAUGCAUUCGGACGGGGCUGGAUUGCUGCAAAUUCCGCCUCGCGCCUUCAGAACAUGCCCGAUGAAUACGGGAGUUCCGGUUAUGCACAUAACCCUAAGCCCAACUACCCCGGGGAACUAUCUGUGAAUCGAAAAUACUCUCUGGACCCGGAGAAAAUCACCGUGCUGAAGAAUGCCUGCCUCUCCCUGCUCCCCGACCUUGUCGACAGUAUCCAGAGUUCAUCGGAAGCCAUGGACCCCCUGACCACCGAUGAUAUUGUCUCGGCACUGCUGUGGUUCUGUUGUAUGCGAGCACGAUUGGGGCCAUCCCCGACCCGGAACAACACAGCCGAUGGCUCAUUGCCGAGCGUUUCAUGCACGCGCAUCGUCGAGUCUCGCCGUCUGCUGCAUCCCACGUUGCUAAGGAACCACAUUGGGAACUGUAUCGCUCUGGCAAAGGCCGAUUGCACCGCCCAUGACUUGGAAUCCGCCCCGACCGAUUCAAAAGCCAUCACCAAAGCCCACAUCCUCACGCUUACCAAGCUCGCCUGGAAAAGUCGAACCGCAUGCCGAUCCAUCACUCGCGAAUACGUGCAAGGCAUCAUCAAUCAUGUUGCUGGGUGUUCAGACUGGAGUAGCUCGGUUAUGCUUCCACCCGAUGUUGCCAUUACAAGCCUACGGAAGAUGGAUAUCUACGGGUUUGAUUUUGGAUCCUUGCUAGGCAGGGUCGUCAGCAUCGAGGUGUUGGAGAACCGGCUGGAAGGGUAUUGCUAUAUUCUCCCGCGUCAUCCGGCCGGUUCGCCUGCCAUGAAAGAAGGGAAGUCGCUCUGGGAGGUACGGAUUGCUUUGAAGAAGGAGGCGAUCGAUCGACUUGAGCACGAUGAGCUGUUUUCAUGGGUUAGGACAUGCGACAGAGCUAGACUGUAG